Messenger RNA from Vicia faba (fava bean), 870 nucleotides. The record is from the annotation of a GenBank genome assembly. Lineage: Eukaryota; Viridiplantae; Streptophyta; Magnoliopsida; Fabales; Fabaceae.
AUGAUGUUUCUUUUGCUAGGAAAACUCUGCGACGGGCGUUUGAUUGCGGUGAAACACAUGUAUGAUAACAAAUUUAGGAGAGUUGAGCAAUUUGUGCAUGAAUUUGAGAUCUUAACUCAUUUACACCAUCAAAAUCUUGUGUCUCUAUACGGGUGCACUUCGCGCCACAGUCGCAAACUUCAGCUUGUAUAUGAAUAUGUCUUUGAUGGAACUGUUGUUGAUCACCUUCAUGGUUCCAAAGCAAAACCUGGCAUGCUACCUUGGCAUAUCAAGAUGAAAAUUACAGUAGAAACAACUAGUGCAUUAGUGUAUCUUCAUGCAUCUGACAUCAUCCAUAGAGAUGCGAAAACCAACAACAUUUUACUAGACAAUCAUUUUAGUGUCAAAGUAGCUGAUUUUGGACUUUCGCGUCUAUUUCCAAAUCACGUCACACAUAUUUCAACUGCUCCUCAAGGGACUCCCAGUUAUGUGGAUCUGAAAUACCAUUUGUACUAUCAAUUUAUCGAUAAAAGCAAUGUAUUUAGCUUUGGAGUUGUGUUGAUUGAGCUGAUAUCAUCCAUGCCCGGUGUUGAUAUAUCACGGAACAAGCAACACAUCAAUUUGUCUAACAUGGCUAUUAAGAAGAUUCAAAAUGGGACAUUGCACGAGCUUGUUGAUCCUACACUUGGUUUUGGAUCAGAUUUCAAGAGUUCUAAAGAUGUUAGACCUUCUAUGGUAGAAGUGAUGGAAAGGUUUAAGGAUAUUCAGAGUGAUGGAACAUAUAAUUAUAAACCUGAGGUGUUGGAUAUCUCAAAAGAUGAUGAUAGUGGUUUUGUCAAGAAUGAGCCACCACCAUCAUCACCAGAUUCAAACAUCAAUACUUUUCCUUGA